Messenger RNA from Sinocyclocheilus grahami, 1145 nucleotides. RefSeq lists its product as uncharacterized. The record is from RefSeq and is a predicted model, not a curated record. Bases 66 to 932 code for a protein of 288 amino acids. The transcript has 3 exons. Lineage: Eukaryota; Metazoa; Chordata; Actinopteri; Cypriniformes; Cyprinidae.
CCCUCAUCAAAUCUUUUGCUCUUCCUCAGAUUUCACAGUCUGUAGAGGAGACAAACGUUUAUGCUAUGUCAGUGGAAGAACGCCAGAGUCCGUCUCCUGUCCACACCCGUCCUUCCUUGUCUGUGAAACUGCCCAAAAUUCGGACUCAAGUAAAGCCAUCACUUCAGAAGUCUGACAAACCAGAGACUUGCAAAUAUGAUUCUGCAGUCUCGGGCAGCAUUGAGGAGCGGUACAUGAAGAACAGCGAGGAGGACGGUGACAAACUGCUUCGUGCAAGCAUGAAAGACCCAUCAUUCGUAAUUGACAUCAAAGCUCAAGAAAACAACCUUCAGCAGCUGGAUCGAGCUUUUCAAAAUAACAACAUCUCCUCUGAAAUGUACAACCUGUGCAGAGGAACCGUCAAUCAGACACUUAAGAGUGUUGAGCUGCGUCUUGGAUGUCUUUUACGGAGAUACAUCAAACAUGUCCAAAUGAAGCAAUUAAGGAAGACGCUCGAUGGAAAUUUCAAGGCGACCAGAAAUUUAAGGGAUGGACUGGAGUUCAAAAAAGUUCAUUCUCAGCUCUGCAAAUUUGACCGUUUCCAGCAGAGUGUGAACAAAAUCUGGGACGCCAAGCAAGCCUCCACUGAUGAGACACGCAGACUGUGCAUCGCACGGACGGCCCAUUUAUACCGACAGGUGAAUGCGGUGCAUGGCCUACAUCUGACAGGCAUAUCAUGUGUGCAAAGGCAUGUAUCAUUGCCUCUGCUCACUGUGACACCUGUGCGGUUCAGCUCCGAUUUGUGUCCGUCUCCUCCUCGGGAUCCUCAAACUGCAGCCAGCAGAGCCAGUCCAGCGCAUAAUCCUCAAAUCCACCCCAAAGCUCUGCACCGCACAAAGGCGACCAGGAACAUACCAGGCAGUUCCCUGAAGAUCAGUCACAUUCAAUAUUGAUGGCCAGUGUCAACAAGUAAUGUGUAGAAUAAUGGCUUGUAAAUGAACCCAAGAACAGAUCCUUGAAAUGUCACUAAAUUAAAACAAAAGCGAGGACUCUGGAGGCUUCGCAUCAGGAACGGACUCUGGCAUGGAUACAGCAACUGAAACAGAAACAAUGGCCUGUAUAUAGACAUAAGAAGAUGGGUUCAUUUACAUUUGUUACACUGCACU